GACGUCAGUGCAUACUAUACUACGCAAUCCGAGCCCCUCAUUUUAGGGUUAGGGUUUUAUAUAUUAACGCAGGAGGCGUUGGAGAGAGAGAGAGGGAGAGAGAGAGAGAUCGUCUUCCUUGCCGUGCUGCAAAGAUGGGUAUCUCUCGUGAUUCGAUGCACAAGCGGCGCGCCACCGGCGGGAAGAAGAAAGCUUGGAGGAAGAAGAGAAAGUACGAGCUUGGUCGGCAGCCGGCCAACACGAAGUUAUCAAGCAACAAAACGGUAAGGAGAGUCCGUGUUAGGGGAGGGAAUGUGAAAUGGAGGGCUCUUCGAUUGGACACUGGGAAUUAUUCAUGGGGAAGUGAGGCUGUUACUCGUAAGACUCGUAUCCUUGAUGUGGUCUACAAUGCCUCGAAUAAUGAGCUUGUCAGGACACAGACCUUGGUGAAGAGUGCCAUCGUCCAGGUGGAUGCUGCUCCGUUCAAGCAGUGGUACCUUCAGCACUAUGGCGUUGACAUUGGCAGGAAAAAGAAGGCUCCUGCUGCAAAGAAGGAGGCAACAGAGGGGCAGGAGGGUGAUGGUGCCACAGAGGAAGUGAAGAAGAGCAACCAUGUUACUAGGAAGUUGGAGAAGCGUCAGCAGGGUCAUAAACUCGACACCCAUAUUGAGGAGCAGUUUGGUGGUGGUAGGUUGUUGGCUGCCAUAUCUUCACGACCAGGCCAGUGUGGUAGAGCUGAUGGAUACAUCUUGGAGGGAAAGGAGCUGGAGUUUUAUAUGAAGAAGAUCCAAAGGAAGAAAGGCAAGGGUGGUUCUGGGGCUGCUUAGGAUGGGGGUUGCUCAAGAAAAUCUCCAACGUUUUGUUAGUAGACUACUCAUUGAAGAAGAAUGGCUUGGAUCUUACCAUUGGAGGAUAUAAUUUGCACCACCUAUCAUUGGUGGGCCCAUGAAAUAAAUGCUCAUUGUAAGUGAACCGUGGGGCCCCCAAAAUGCAAAUGGUGUUUUACUGAAAAGUGAAACCCGCCUAUUUUGAUGAGAUUAAGACAUUCAGCUUGAGUAGAAAACAGAAAAUGUAUAUUGAGUUUUGGACCCCCAACUGAUCCAUAUCAUUUUUCCUUUAUAUGCGGACCAUUUAUCUUUUUUCCUU
Magnolia sinica is the source of this 1125-nucleotide messenger RNA. Its product is annotated as small ribosomal subunit protein eS8. NCBI's taxonomy places the organism in Eukaryota, Viridiplantae, Streptophyta, Magnoliopsida, Magnoliales, Magnoliaceae. Gene Ontology annotation, molecular function: structural constituent of ribosome. The record is from RefSeq and is a predicted model, not a curated record. Gene Ontology annotation, cellular component: cytosolic small ribosomal subunit; ribosome. The transcript has 6 exons. Gene Ontology annotation, biological process: translation; maturation of SSU-rRNA from tricistronic rRNA transcript (SSU-rRNA, 5.8S rRNA, LSU-rRNA). Bases 135 to 806 code for a protein of 223 amino acids.